GCCUACCAUCUGAGGAUGGGUGUCCUAAUUAAGGGAUAUUCCCGCUCCCUCGUCACAGCCAGCAUUAAUUACUACCUCACCCUCGGGUCCAAGUCCAGUACCUUUCCUCAACAGGAGGCCACCAUGACGAAUGGACGCACUCUUCUCAAAGCCGUUUAUACCUUCAAAGGAUCACAUAACGACGAGCUGAAUUUUAAGAAGGGAGAUGUGAUCACUCUCACUCAAAAAGUGGAUGGAGGAUGGUGGGAAGGGACCCUAAAUGGGAAAACUGGAUGGUUCCCGGCCAAUUACGUUCAAGAAAUACACGAAGAUGAAGCUCCAUCGUCCAAGCUCUUGCCUGGGGAUAUGACUGCCACCCUUGUGAAUUACCGACAACAAGUGAUCAAAGACUUAAUGGACAAAGAAUCCGAGUUCGUCCAUGACCUAGAUACCCUCCACCAGAAGUAUUUGACGCCAUUGGGGAAAUCAGAACUGGUAACCGACAAUGAAUUUCGUCAGCUUGUGGGCAAUCUAGAGGAGCUCAUAGAUGUGCACAAGUCCAUGAAUCUGGCCAUUGAAGAGACGAGUCGGCUCGAUCCCCGGGAUCAGAAAUUGGGCAAGAUCUUCUUGCAACAUGGAUCCAAUGUCAAGGCUGCUCAUCGGACAUACUGGCAAAGUCAUCCACGCGCUGUUUGCAUUUUGGAAAAGUAUCGGGAGAAACUUGAUAAGUUCAUGGAAGCCUAUGGAGCGUCUCAACCUGGAUUGAUGGUCUUGACUACUGCCCUGUCGAAGCCCUUCAGACACUUGGAGAAGUACCCGGGUGUGGCUCAGGAGAUUGAACAACAUUUUGAGGAUGACCAUCCUGAUCGGGGAGACACGCAGCGUUCAAUUGGUUUCUACAAAUCCGUGGCAGCUGAAUGUGCCAAACUCCGGAGACAAAAAGAACUGGAGUUGGAAGUUCUGACUGGUACCAUCCGCGAUUGGGAAGGAGAGAGCAUUCACAAUCUCGGCGAUAUUGUCCACAUGGGAUCCGUGGCCGUGGGAAAAGAGCACAAGGAUCGAUACUUUGUCCUCUUUCCUGAGCAUUUGCUUCUGCUCUCUGUUUCCGCCCGAAUGUCGGCUUUUAUUUACCAGGGAAAGCUUCCAUUGUCAGGAAUAGCUGUCAAUCGCCUGGAGGACACGGAGACCAUCAAAAACGCAUUUGAGAUCACAGGAGCCAUGAUUGAUCGCAUCUUCGUGGUCUGCCAGAGCAAACCUGACUCGCAGUUCUGGGUGGAAUUGCUUCAAUCACAAAUCAAGCAUGCUCGGAAGUCUUCCUCGUCGAUGCAAUCCUACCCAACUCCACCUCCUCAUAAAUCCUCUUUCGGAGGUUCCCAACAACAAAGCCCGGCUUCCCAAAGUAAACGACCUCACAAUGUGGGAGGCAAAGGCUACAUGUGGAAGAUGAGUUGUCUCCGCCCCGCCCCGCCCACACGAUCCUACAUUGCACCCGAUGGCAAGAGAACUGUCAAGAAGAAAGCUAAUGCCGAUACCACGUACGAAGAAGAUAUGCAAAUAUUGAGGGUUAUUGAAGCGUAUUGCACUUCCAACACGAAACGUCAUACUCAAGCCGGAUCAAUCGUUGACUCUAUAAAUACAUAUGAUGCGCCCAGUCGCGAAAUAUCCGGCCUUUUGGGCUCGAAUCACGACGAAAUGGGCAGCCUAUUCAGUCAGGACUGGCGGAACAUGCAUCUCAGUGAUGAUGAAGACAGCCACUUGCUCCAAUCCUCGGCUUGUCCAGUCGGAUGUUCCGGCCGAGGAUUACGUGAUUCCGCUUUGUUUACCACUUCGGGCUGUCUUCCGUGCAAGCCUAGUCUGAAACCUAAAUGUGUUUGCACGGAGGUCCAGGAUGAUGAGUCCAGCUCGGGGUCAAAGUACAACAAGUAUUGUCCACACAGUCAGAGUGGCAUGGCCUCAGAUUGGUGUUGCGGCAUGGUGGCCACCACGGUGAAGAAAACCACCAAGAAAUGCUGAAACAACGUUUCACGACCCUCUCAUGCCAUUUGUAUAAGAACAGCAUCAUUGGCCUGGAUUCAGGUCUCGUUGCUACUUGGGGAGUAUGGACAGACGUACAUACAGGAUGCAGUUUGUAUGUACGCGUACUAAGAGCCCAAAGUCCAACGAGUGCCGUUGAAGAAAGGCAAUCGCUUGGAAAGCUCUUUGUAACCAUGUGCUUUGAUGCUUCUGUCUCUUUGUUUGUGAAUCGCUUCCUUCUUGAAAUAUGAACAUGAAGUUAUAAAAGUUGAAAUUGACUUGAUUGGGACACAAGAGACUCGAGUGACUUAACUUCCAGUACUGCCCUCAUGAAACAUUAUUGGCACGUGGAAGAAACCCUUGAAGGUCAGAAUUUUGAGUUCAGGAACUAGGGAUCUCUCGGGGCUGAUAAGGAAAGCCUCUUCUUGUUUCUUAAC
Messenger RNA from Tigriopus californicus, 2429 nucleotides. Its product is annotated as rho guanine nucleotide exchange factor 7-like. The transcript has 10 exons. Lineage: Eukaryota; Metazoa; Arthropoda; Copepoda; Harpacticoida; Harpacticidae. The record is from RefSeq and is a predicted model, not a curated record. Gene Ontology annotation, molecular function: guanyl-nucleotide exchange factor activity; protein binding. The coding region runs from base 16 to 1992 and encodes 658 amino acids.